Phycodurus eques (leafy seadragon) is the source of this 5244-nucleotide messenger RNA. RefSeq names its product semaphorin-3F-like. Gene Ontology annotation, biological process: positive regulation of cell migration; semaphorin-plexin signaling pathway; neural crest cell migration. Lineage: Eukaryota; Metazoa; Chordata; Actinopteri; Syngnathiformes; Syngnathidae. The transcript has 18 exons. The record is from RefSeq and is a predicted model, not a curated record. Gene Ontology annotation, molecular function: semaphorin receptor binding; chemorepellent activity. Bases 313 to 2583 code for a protein of 756 amino acids.
GCGGGGGGACUCACCACGCACACCUGCACCUGGUCGCUCCAUUUCCACUCGCUUCUUCUUCUCUUCCAAAAAAAGCGUCAGGCGGAGGGAUCUCGUCCACGCGGAUGCCUUCCUAAAGUUUGCCAAAAGGAUUUUGUUCCCCUCAUGUGAACCAAAAGUCGUCUCAUAGCGAAAGGCGAAGAGAGCACUCUUUUCUUCUCCAGAGGUAUUAUUUUUUUGGGGGGGGAAUAACAAUUCAAACAAAAACGUUUUUUUUUUUUUUUUUUUUUUUUUUCUCUCUUGGAACGACUCGUGAGGGAAUGUGGCAACUUUAUGGAUCGUGGACUUCAAAGAUUUAGAUCUCUGUGGGCUACCUGUAUGACUGUUACCAUGACAACAUCUGGAGCCCAACUCCUCCUGGUGGCCUUGUGUGUUUACAGAGGCCUGGGCCUGCAGCAGUCGGCGCCGCGGGUUCGCCUCUCCUUCAAAGAGCUGAUGGACACUAGGGCAGCACGACCCUUCAGUUUCUCCUUCAACACCAGUGACUACCGAAUCCUCCUGAUGGAUCAGGACCAGGGGCGCCUGUACCUGGGCAGCAGGGAGUACCUGGUGGCUCUGGAUAUGCACAACGUCAACAAGGAGCCACUAAUAAUCCAUUGGCCAGCAUCUCCAAAGAGAAAAGGGGAAUGCCAGAUGACAGGAAAGGGAAGACAGGGCGAAUGCGCCAACUUUGUGCGCUUGAUCGAGCCGUGGAACCGCACCCACCUCUACACUUGUGGAACGGGGGCUUACCAGCCCAUCUGCACGUUCAUCAACAGAGGCUGGAGGGCAGAGGACUACCUGUUUCGGCUGGUUCCCGGGUAUGUGGACUCCGGCAAGGGAAAAUGUUCCUAUGAUCCCAAAGAGGAGAACGUUGCAGUUCUUAUUAAUGGUAACCUGUAUGCAGGGGUCCAUAUCGACUUCAUGAGCACAGAUGCAGCUCUAUUUAGGACCAUGGGCGGGAGAAGCGCCAUCCGGACGGAGCAAUACGAUUCCAGGUGGCUCAACGAGCCGGUGUUUGUUCAGAUCCAGCAGAUCCCCGACAGUGCGGAGAGGAACGACGACAAGCUCUAUUUUUUUUUCCGCGAGAAGAGUUUAGACUCGAGCGGUGGCGCAAGCCCCAAUGUCUUAGCCAGGGUGGGGAGAGUGUGUCUGAAUGACGAAGGGGGUCAGAAAUCUCUGGUGAACCGCUGGACGACGUUCCUUAAAGCUCGUCUUAUCUGCUCGGUGAUCGGCGACGACGGAGUGGAGACGCGAUUUGAUGAACUACGUGAUGUAUUCAUUCAGCCGACGCAGGACGAAAGGAACCCGAUGGUGUUCGCUCUCUUCACUACCGCAGGCUCUGUGUUCAAGGGCUCGGCCGUCUGUGUCUACUCCAUGGCCGACAUCCGCAACGUCUUUAACGGGCCGUUCGCCCACAAGCACGGCCACAAUUACCAAUGGACAGAGUACAACGGCAAGAUUCCGUAUCCAAGACCGGGAACGUGCCCAGGAGGAACCUUCACCCCUGGUAUCCACUCCUCCAAGAGCUUCUCUGACGAGGCUGUCAAUUUCAUCCGGGCCCAUCCCCUCAUGUUCCACCCUGUGUAUCCCAUCCACCGUCGCCCCCUGGUGGUGAGGACUGGCGUGGACUACCGCUUCACAGCCCUGGUGGUGGAUCAGGUGGAUGCGGUGGAUGGACGCUACGAGGUGCUCUUUCUGGGCACAGAUUGCGGCACCAUCCAGAAAGUCAUAGUUUUGCCCAAAGACCCCACCAGCAUGGAGGAGCUAACGCUCGAGGAAGUGGAGGUUUUCCGGAGCAGAGCCCCUGUCAAAACGAUGAAGAUCUCAUCGAAAAGACAACAGCUGUACGUGUCGUCCGACGCGGGCUUGACCCAGGUUUCGCUGCACCGCUGCGGCGUGUACGGCAGGGCCUGCUCCGACUGCUGCCUGGCCCGGGACCCUUACUGCGCCUGGGACGGGGAGAGCUGCUCGGCCUUCACUCCCUCCACCAAGAGGAGGAGCAGAAGACAGGACGUGAAGCAUGGCGAUCCUCUCAGGCAGUGUCGAGGCUUUAACGCCAAAGUGGAGAAACGUCUGCGAGAAACUGUGCAGUUCGGGGUGAAAGGUAGCAGCACCUUUUUGGAGUGUCAGCCUCGCUCUCCUCAGGCAACCAUCAAGUGGCUUUUCCAGAGGGAUGGCAAAAGGAAAGUGCUGAGCCGCGUCGGAGAUGUCCUGAAGACCAACCACGGCAUCCUUCUCAAGUCCCUAAACGGAUCAGACGCGGGGCUGUAUCACUGCCUGGCCACAGAGAACAACUUCAAACACACGGUGGCCCGUGUGGCGCUGCGCAUCCUCGAUCGCGACAUCGUUUUGGCUCUCAGCGCUCGAGAUGACGACGAAGAGGAAGAGCCCAAGACUCAGAACGCGCGAUCGUCCCUUGCUUCCACACCUUUCCCACCUGAGAUCAGACUGAUCAACCAGUACUGCCAGUCCUACUGGGAGCAGUCCAGUCCGAAACAGCAACAACAGCGCAAGCGCAACAGCCGGCGGCACACGGAGGGCCACGAGCAAGGGCUCGGUUAGGGCGCUCGAGCCCUCUGAAUUCUGCCCGCCUGGACUUUCAUUGGUGUUUUUCAUGCAUGUUUGUGCAUCUCCUCCAUUGGUUUGACAGUCAACGCUGUCAUGCCAUUCAAGCACCACACUGGUGGUUUUGUCUUCUACCGAGUGGGUACAUUUUGUGGAUAGCACACCCCACUGAUGAGCGCAUUCCAAUGGUUCCAGUGUAGUUGUUGUUUGUUACGCUUUCAAGUUCAGGUCAUAGUCACAACUGAAGUCGUUUUUUUUUCGAAUUCAUUUGCCUCCCAGACCAACCACAGUAUAUCCCUCACACAACCACAUGACUACUAUGACAUAAAUGACUCACCAAAGGUUAGGGAUAUUGGGCUUUUUGUGAAAAUUCAGAAUGAACCUAAAAUGCACUUUUUUAUUUUAUUAUUAUUACUUCACUAAUCCGGCCCCCACACACACCCUCGAGUCCAACCGAAGUGGCGGCUAUCACUGACGUGCGCGAGCACGAUUCUCAAACAUGGCCACUCAUAAUCGCAUGCGAGUAUAAAAGUGCGUAGUCGUGAUAAAUAAUCACAGAGAACAUAUAUCCAGCUUUGAGAAAAUGGCAGCGUUAGCUAUGCUAACUAAACAAGCCGACGUUAGCCGCGGGUGCCAUUUUGGUAGCAUGACUUAUUCGUAAUAGUAGUGUUACUUAUAACACUAAAUGUUAUCGUUUGAAGUUGUGUUUUUUUUUGGAAUGUAAAACAAUUAAAAUUCAAAUAGAGGUGAUUGACUUAAAUGUCAAGAAGAAAUGUUGCUAAUGGCCCCUUUGCGCUGCUUCUGUUUGCUCAUCUUAUGAGCAGUUGUGAGCAAACCUGGGGGUGGACUUUCCUAAGAGGUCAGCGCCAGGCUGCGGGAAUGUGCCCACUAUGUAUGUGCCCGCAAUUGCAUGGCAAAUGAUUGACAACUCGUCAGUCAUGGCUUGUCUCUCUCUCUCUCUCUCUCUCUCUCUCUCUGCUUGUUUGUUUUUCCUUGGGCACAGUUGUUUCUUAAAAAUCGUAUUAGUAGCAGCGUGGUCGCCAUCUUUGUGGAAUUUUCAAAAACAAAAACAAAAAAAAACAUGGAAUGAGCACUUUGAAUGCCUCGAAAAUAAAUCCAGGAAACAUUUCCAUUUGCGCUAUUUUAGCGGACUUUUUAUGGUGAAAUGUCAAGUUAAUUUUGACACGUCGAAUUGGAGAACCCGUCGGAAUUUCGCCUGUACGAGCUUAUUGGUGGUGCCCUAAUCUGAAGGUUUUUUUCUGACCACAUUUUCUCCAUGCGAUAUCACACAAAAUCCCCCCAAAAGCCAUUUUUGUCUGUCUGAUACAAAAAACCCAGUUUCUCCCCAGAAGCCAUCAUUCGAUUUUCCAAAUUCUUGGUACUCUGGUUCAAGUGGCCAUUCCAUCCAUUUUCCCUACCGCUUAUCCUCGCUAGGGUCGCGGGCGUGCCGGAGCCUAUCCCAGCUCACCCUGGGCGAGAGGCGUGGUACACCCUGAACAACCAUCCGCACUCACAUUCACACCUACGGGAAUUUUAUUCAAUUAACCUACCAUGCAAUGUUUUUGAGGUGGAGUACCCGGAAAAAACCCACGCAGGCCCGGGGGGGGGGAGAGAACGUGCAAACUCCACACAGAUGAGGCCGGAUUUGAACCCGGGUGCCCAGAACUCUGAAGCAGACAUACUGACCAGUCGUCCACCGUGCUGCGUGGCCAUUUCAACCAGACAGAUUUUGACAGAAUAUCACUUUUAGGAAAUCUUGUCACAUUGAUAAUGGCGAAUAAUUGCAGGACAAGAGGGCUGAUGUUUUCCACUGACUCGUGAACUACUGUCACGUUCGUACUGACAGUUUAUGAAAGAAGUGAUUUAAAAAAAUGAAAUAAAAUUUCAACUCGCCCUUUAAUUUGACCUUUACUAAACUUUUAAAUGUACGUUUCCCACUGUUGAGUGUUUCAUUACUUUUUGCUCAAGAAGGACCUGAACGGCAAAAUUCACAACAGAUAUUUAAUCCAUGAAUGGACCAAUACGUUUGCGUUUUAGGUUAAUCCUGUAAUUUUACCAGAAAGCUGAAUGAAUAUCCCUAACGUUUUGUGAAUAGUGUAUAACCAAGUAUGCACCAUAGUUUUAUCUUCAGACGGCUUGACACUGAAACCCAGCGGUGCGAGGAAAAGCAAUGUUUUUCAACAUGGCUGACUGUCAUGUAACCCGGGUGCCACAGGAAGGUGUCAACCGGCAAAACCACGAGUGUGCUAAUUUUGAGUAUGUUGAAAACAAAUGUAAUAUAUUGAUUGUGAAUAUAAUAUAUAUGGCAAGUGGAAUACUGUUGUAUUGUAUGAGGAUACGAUGACAUUUCAUCAAUGUUUGCAUGCUUCUGGAUGUCGUUUGUUGCGCUUCUCCAGCCUUGCUGUGUAAUGAUGUCUGUAAGGUGUAAAAUAUUAAUAUACUGUUAAGAUAAGUCAUCUGGAUGUUGCCCCUCCAGUCCUGUGCUGUCCUGACCCCAAACCCCCCCCCCCCCCCCGAGUAUGUGAGUGGUGAAGACGUGCCGAAUGGUGAUGCACUUUGUCAGUGGUGGCGGUAAAUGUGGGAUGUUUGCACAGAUGUUAUCAAUAAGUUAAACAUUUUUUUAAUGUACAGUGUAUUGUUAUAAAUAAGUGGACUGAU